UAUUCGAGGGAGUCAACAGAUGGGGUCAAGACAGUGGAAAUUACAUUAAAAGAUCCGAAUUUGUUUUGGGUCAUGGAUUGUUUGUGUUCAGUCUAGAACCUGUGUUUGUGGACUCUGAUUAUUUAAGCUUAAUUAAGAGUGGUAAUUUACGGUUAGAAGUACAGUUUAAAUCAGCACUGAAUAGCACAGUCAGUUGCAUUGUGUAUGGGGAAUUUCCUAGCUUGAUUGAAAUUGAUCAUUCUAGAAACGUAUUUGUGAAGUAGAGGACAAAUAUGAAUGCAAGACAGAUCAAGUGUGUGAUAGACUGUGACCUUGAUCUUCGAUCACGUAUUGUCGGUGUGUACUCAAGCGACACAUUGCCCUGUUUGAAAUGAGGAGGUCUCUGGGGGUGUAUUGUGAACACAGAACCAUCUCACCUAGCCGGAAAGCACUGGGUUGCGUUCUUUUUUGAUAAAACUAAAGCAGAGUUUUUUGACAGUUUUGGCAAUCCACCCGAAUACUAUAGUGCAAAUUUUUUAGAAUUUCUAAUGAAACAUCAUACAUCUUAUGUUUACAAUAGCACAUGUCUUCAAAGUUUAACCUCUCUGACCUGUGGAUUUUAUUGUUUGUAUUAUUUGUUACAAAAAUGUAAAACUGAUCUGAUAAUGAAAGAUAUUGUGAAUCAGUUCAGUGAAGAUAAAUUACAGAAUGAUGUAUUUGUAUCUAACUUCAUAUGUCGCUAUUUUAGAUAUUGCACACCAUUAUGUAUUGCAUGUAAAUACUAGUACGUUGUUUGUAAUUUAAACAUAUGCUGUAAAAUGUACAGAAUCAAAUAUAUAUAUAUAUAUACAUAUUCUCUCUGGAAUGUUAACACCUUUCCUUGUAAAUAAAACAGUUUUAAAAUAAUAAACGUAUUUAAUCACACGAUUCUGGUUUGUUAUAUUUAACAUUAUUUUAGUAGAUAGUAGUAUAAUUGAAGGGAGAGUACUCUAUUUACAUAAACUUUCGUUACUACGCAGUACGACAACAUGUUUGCAUAAACUACGCAGUACGACAGCCAGGCAGUAUGUUUGUUAUUAGUGUUUUGUUUUCUCUUUUUUUCUUAAGUGUUUGUACUUUUCAGUUUGGUGAAAUCUGUACCGGGUCACCACUCAUGGUAUGUAGGCCAUUUAGUGGCGUUUUAACACACACAAAGGGAGCGAAGUAUCCACAUGUUCGUGUGAUCGAGAUCCAAGGUGGAGGUAACAUUGUGGUAGACUUGGAAACAUUCCCGAUAUUACGUUUAAUUAAAGGUGGCAGAGCGACUUGCGAAUCAGUGGUAAACAAGAAGUAUAGUACUAAGCACGAACUCGUUGUCAACGAGGAAACUUGCACAUUCCAAACCCAGUCCAAGGAAGCUAACAUGUUUGACAAGACUGUCACAUCUCAAACGAACACAAUGGCAAUACCCAAAGAUUUUUUGUCUUUUUCCUCUGGGAACACUGUCAACUCUUGUACUAAAAUGAAAUGUAUUUUGCCCAUCUGUGUUUGUAUGGUGUUCAUUUGUUUUAUUAUUUUCAUAAUCUUAGUUUUAUGUAGGAAAAAACUAAAAUUUUGUUUUAAAAAUAACUCACUGAAUGAUUUGAAUAUUGUAAAAAAUCGAAUUUAUUUGUCACCAUGUGAAAAUGAAAGUGCUGUGUAAUGUAAAAAUAAUUAUAUAAAUAUUUACAUGUAUACAGUUUUAAUUAAUAAUCAUUAAACCUUAUUUCCUUUUUUCUUUUAACUGAAAAUAACUCAACUUUAUUUCCUUUUUCUUUCCAGAACCUUCAUGGAUGAACAUUUUUGUUCUUGUGUGUGUGGGUGUGACUCUUCUUUUAGCUGAGAAUGAUGGAAAGUCAAGAAACUUGCCCCUUAUGCAGCCAUGAAGUAGAAGAUGACGGAGAAAGAGUGGUGCGAAAGGAGCUGAAGGGAUCAAUAAAGCCAGUAUUGAGAGGGGCGUUAGCACUGUGGUAGCUGCUGGAGCGGUGGUGCACAAGAGAUGUCGUAUGAACUACAUAAACAAGAAACAAAUAGACUUGCAUAAGAAAGCUACUUCCGUUCAUCGUUCACCUGCCAAGAGAGGUACAUGGGUGUCUACUGGAUCCUAUGAUAGCACGACGCAGUGUUUCUUCUGUGGACAUGAAGUGGUGAAGACAAGGUCUAGUGCUGAUUUCGAUGACUAUAGCUUUGUUAAAACGGAAGGAUUUGUAAGGUCCAUCUUGUCACAUUGCAAACAGCGUAAUGAUGACUGGGCAAUCACCAUUCAAGGGAGAAUCGCGUACUUUGGGAAGGACUUACAUGCUGCAGACUGUCUGUAUCAUCGUUCAUGUGACAUUAACUUUCGGACAAAUUACGGAAUUCCUAUGCGUCAUGGUGGUGGAUCUACUACAAAGAAACCGCGGAAGGUAGGGAGGCCAAUGAACAUGGACCAAGAGCAAGCGUUCUUGAGAAUGUGUGCCUUUCUCGAGGACAACGAUGAAGAGCAACUGACUGUCACAGAUCUUGCAAAGAAAAUGACGGAGUAUCUUGUAGAAGGAGACAGUGCUACCUAUAGUAAUAAAUGGCUGAGGUAUAAGCUGGAGGAGAAGUAUGGCGAUUCGCUAUUCAUAGCAGAGUGUGAAGGGUUGCCUAACAUUGUAACGUUCCAUGAAAAGACAAGAAUAAUCCUGAGGGACUAUUUCAGUAUUCAGGAAAAGGAUGAAGAAGCCCAGAAGAGAGCCAUCAUAGAGACUGCGGCCAAACUCAUCAAGAGCGAUAUCAACCGAUGAAUAUCCGAAGACUUCUUCACUUGAAUGUCAGUCUGCCUUAGAUUAUCUCCCCCUGAGUUUGCGUUGCUUGCUUGAAAACCUCUUCGUUGGAAAGGACAUUCACAGGAAGGUCGCAAGCAUUGGACAAUCAGUUGUUCAGGCUGUACGUCCCAGGGCUGUAGUAGCUCCAUUGCAGCUUGGGUUAGCAGUCCAGCUCCAUCAUCAUUUCAGGUCUCGAUUUUUUGUAGACAGUCUCUCAGCCAUGGGAUAUUGUUCAUCAUAUUCAGAAGUUCAGCGAUUCGAGGAAAACGCUGCCGCUUCUGUUGGCCAGGAUGUACUCGGUGGUACCAUAGACAGACUGGAUACGGCACUGCUGUUCGCUGCGGACAACGUCGAUCAUAAUAUCAUCACGUUAGAUGGGAAGGGGACUUUCCACGGCAUGGGGAUGGUAGCUACUGUGACUCCAGGAAGGAAGGUCAGUCGCACUGUUCUCAGACGGAAGACUGCGGACUUGGAGAUAGUUGAACAAAGCAGAGUUGAUAUAAUGGAAUACCGUUUCGCAAAACACACUCGCCGAAACAUAAAAUUCAAGCCCUUGCCAUUUCUCGACGCCAUUGACCAUCGGGUUGAUGUAUUGUGGGAGAUGUCUUUACGCUUCAGACAGCCUGCACCGAGCUGGAAUGGAAUGAUGCACAUAAAGACUGUGAUCAUCCGGGGUCGUCUUCGGUAAUCUUCCUGCCCAUCACUGACAUGUAUUCCGGAGACAAGUCAUGCAUCUUCUCCACUCUCGAGUAUCUGUGCAACCUUGCUGAUAAACACCGAUCCGCUGCAGUUGUUACAUUCGAUCAGCCACUCUACUGGAAAGCGUCAGAAAUCAAACACGAGGUGCCUGAAGACAGCCCGGUUCGAGAUGUUGUCCUGAUGCUCGGCAGCUUCCACACAUUGAUGAAUCUUAUGGGUGCCAUAGGAACGUUGUUGGAUGGGAGUGGAAUCAGAGAGAUCUUGGGAACAAUUUACGGUGACAAUGCUGUGCAACACAUCAUGACUGGAAAGGCAGUUCAGCGUGCAGUUCGUGGCCAUCUCCUCCUUGAUCAGUGUCUUACACAGCAAGUUGCAGACAAAGUACUUUGCGACCAUCCCGGUUUUGCAGACCUGUUGCAAGAACUUGAGCAGUUGUAUGCUCAGACACUGACAGGGGACAGUGACUUGAAUUCGGUCAUCACUUCUACCUGCCUUAGUGAAAUUGUCCACCUCUUGUCCACCAAAAGAAAUGGAUUAUCCGCUCACUCUCGCACCAGUAAACUAUGGCUGAAUUACCAACAGAUGGUAGGAAUUGCAAGGGAGCUUAUCGAGGCUGAUCGUACAGGAUCCUGGCUGAUGCACCUUCAUGCUGUAGCCGAAUGUUUGCCCAUUUUUGCAGCUGCUGGGCAUGGGAACUAUGUGAAGUCCGCCUACCUUUACCUCCAGUCAAUGACCACUCUGGAAGAUGAUAUGCCAUCAGUGUUCCAUAGAUUUAUGAAUGGCUUGCAUGUUGUAAGGCGUACUGAUCAGUACUGGGCAGGCCUGGGUUGCGACCUAGUCAUCGAGCAAGCUCUGAUGCGCUCCCUAAAAACUGCAGGAGGACUCACCAGAGGAAAUGGAAUGUCCGAACAUCAGAGGGCCUUGUGGACUCUGUCUGUGCCAGUGUCCUCUUCCUACAGUGAUGCAAUGCAGGGUUUCACUCGCCAGAGCUUUGUCACCAGUGAACAACACAAGGAGGCAAGAACGUCAAGGACGAGAAGAGAUCGUGAAGACCUGGAGAAAAUUGCAGAUAAACUCGAGACCUUUUCACCUUUCUCUGAUGAAGUGUCUCUUCGCAACAUUAUCACCGGUAUCAAUGCAAAUAAGGAUGUGAAUGUCCAUAACCUGUUUACCAUUGGCAGAGAAAUAGUGGCAACAAUGGAGGGUCAAUCACUGUUUUCAGUUAAGUACAAGCGGUCAAUGAAAGUCAAGACCCUGGCAUCUAGUGUGGCAGUUGACGUUGCUAAGGACAAAACAAUAGACCCCGCUCUUUUGUUCCAAAGGUUUCUUGUGGUGUCUCAAACUGCUGAUCUUUCCCUUGAUGAGGUGAUGGCCUAUGAACUUUCACCAUACCCACCAUCCCUCUUUGAGGCAAAACAUCUCUUACGCAAACCAAACCUGAUGGCUGCUAUAAAAGAACAGAGUUCAGAUGACGCAGUACUCAAGGAUGUACCAGAAGUGGAACAUAAUGUUCUUGACGGAGGUUCUCUUCUCCAUCGACUGAAGAAGACUUUUCCCCAUACUGUAAACAGUUGCUGAACGAAUUUGGGUUAAAUUUAAACAAACCAUCUGCAUGGAUACUCUAUUCUACUACUUCCGAGUUGAAGAGCGAAACAGCAGAACCAUCCUGUUUCAAGAUCACACAUUAUUCAGAAGUCGGCGUCGUUGUCUGCGUCGAGCAUUGAGACAUAACUUAAAUCAAUAUAACAAUGCACGAAUUAAAGUAAUUAUGUGUACUGUUAAUCCUACAAGUGAACGUAUGAUCAACAACAACAACAAUUCACUGAGGAUACUCUUUGAAACGAUUCUGGUGGCGUUUUACCUGCGAGUUUUACCCGCAGCCAUAAACCAGAUGACAAAAGACAGAUGUAAAGGUUGUGAAAUAAACCACCCUUCGCAAGUACAACACAGCUGUCUGAUGUAUUCAGCAAGUGAUUCUAUUGAUGAUUACUUCAGUGAUACACUGGAUUCGUUACCACACGAAGCUAUUGUUCGCGACGCUGAACGCUUCCUACACAUAUACGAAACACGACGUUUUCAUGAAAUUAAUAUUUUGCCAUACACCAGUGUUGAAUGGAUGAAAGAACAUUUCUUCAAUGAACAUCGUCGUAACGUUCUGGAGCUUCUUUUGCGCGUACACAUGGUGGAAUGACAUUGUUCUAUCUUAAGAACUAAAUAUUCAAGCCACUACACUAUAGAAUAAAUAAUCAGGAAAACUAUAGAAAAGAAACACUUUAUUACAUUUCAAGUUUCAUAUUUCAAGUUUCAUCUAAUAGUGCUCUAACAACUUUAAUUUCUUAACGCCGGGAAUGCCCGUGCUUGCUUUUCUUUUUAAAUAAAACUGAUUGUUCUUUUUGACAAAA
This is a messenger RNA of Gigantopelta aegis, 5887 nucleotides long. RefSeq lists its product as uncharacterized. Lineage: Eukaryota; Metazoa; Mollusca; Gastropoda; Neomphalida; Peltospiridae. The transcript is spliced from 5 exons. The record is from RefSeq and is a predicted model, not a curated record. Bases 3495 to 5063 code for a protein of 522 amino acids.